Molecule: messenger RNA, 1122 nt
Organism: Beta vulgaris subsp. vulgaris (sugar beet)
Lineage: Eukaryota; Viridiplantae; Streptophyta; Magnoliopsida; Caryophyllales; Amaranthaceae
Product: 40S ribosomal protein S4-1
Exons: 5
Coding region: 156-947 (263 amino acids)
Biological process (GO): translation
Cellular component (GO): cytosolic small ribosomal subunit; ribosome
Molecular function (GO): structural constituent of ribosome; RNA binding
Source: RefSeq, a predicted model, not a curated record
UAGCAAAGAUGUUAUACUACUUGAGAACAGAAAUUAGGGUUUUUGCUCUGAUCUCUCGCUCUCUCUCUCUCUCUCUCUUAUUUCUUGAAACAUUGAAGAAGUAGCGCGGCUGAAGAGAGAACACUAAUUUCUCUCUUUCAUUCAAAUCUUUAACAAUGGCGAGAGGGUUGAAGAAGCACAUGAAGAGGCUCAAUGCCCCAAAGCAUUGGAUGCUUGAUAAACUUGGUGGUGCAUUUGCACCUAAACCCUCAUCAGGUCCCCACAAGUCUAGGGAAUGCUUGCCCUUGAUCCUCAUCCUGCGUAACAGGCUAAAGUAUGCUCUUACUUACCGGGAGGUCAUUGCUAUCUUGAUGCAACGUCAUAUCCUUGUUGAUAACAAGGUCAGGACUGAUAAGACCUACCCUGCUGGUUUCAUGGAUGUUGUCUCGAUUCCCAAGACAAAUGAAAAUUUCCGUCUGCUUUAUGACACAAAGGGCAGAUUCCGCUUGCACUCAGUCAGAGAUGAAGAGGCUAAGUACAAACUCUGCAAGGUUCGAUCUAUUCAGUUUGGCCAGAAGGGCAUUCCCUAUCUGAACACUUAUGAUGGCCGAACUAUACGCUAUCCUGACCCACUAAUCAAAGCCAACGACACAAUCAAGCUUGACUUGGAAUCAAACAAGAUUGUUGACUUUAUCAAGUUUGAUGUUGGAAAUGUUGUUAUGGUGACUGGAGGGAGAAACAGAGGGCGUGUUGGAAUCCUCAAGAACAGAGAAAAGCAUAAGGGAAGUUUUGAGACCAUUCACAUUGAAGAUGCCGCUGGCCAUGAGUUUGCUACUCGUCAGGGCAAUGUUUUUAUCAUUGGCAAGGGCACCAAACCAUGGGUGUCUGUUCCCAAGGGUAAGGGUAUUAAAUUGACUAUUAUUGAGGAGGCUAGGAAGAGGCAGCAAAAGGAAGCUACAACUGCUUAGUUGGAUUGGUAAUAGUCUUCUAUACGAUGUACGCGUUAUUUUUUACUCCUAUUUCAGUACAAUUUUGGCUUUUUUGACUUGCGGUGAUAGAUGUUUAUUUGCUAUAUUGGAGAUGAACAUGAUUGUAGCUCGACCUUAUUAUUCUUCAUUGCAAGAUUUUGUUCCCUUUGCAGAA